CGAGAGAACCAGGUCACCAUCACUGGCAUAUAUGGUACUGGGAACUGAGCCUGGGACCUUAGCUUGCAAAUCCCGCUCUCUCUGCCACCUCCCUGGCCACUCUUAGAAUUGUCUGGACUCUGGGGUGGCAGAGGUGCCCUGCUGAAUGGAAAAGUUCUGACCAAGUGGGCUGGUCAGACCAAAGCCGGAUGGUCCCAACGUCCCCCCCCCCCCCAUGUCUGUACCUCUCCUGGGCGGCUCCUCUCCACCCUAGUGGAAACCAAGCUGUGGUUUCUCCGGCUCCGCCCUCUCAGCCCCUCCAUCUGGGUCUACACAGCUUCCUGCUCCUACACUCUGGGCUGCGGCACCAUGUCACCCACUGUCCCUCUCUCCUGCCUCCUGGCCCUGCUGGUGGCAGUCCAAGGCAGCUGGGGUCCCAUCAGGUUCCAGGACCCUGGCGUCCGGCCACUGGAGUUGAAAGAAGUCUUCACACAGUUCCAGACCCAGUACAACAGGAGCUACUCGAGCCCAGAAGAGUAUGCCCGUCGCCUGGAUACCUUCGCCCGCAACCUGGCCCGGGCGCAGCGCCUGCAGGACAUGGGCAUCGCCCAGUUUGGGGUGACCUCAUUCAGCGACCUCACAGAGGAGGAAUUCAGGCGGCUCCAUGGGCAUCAGUGGGCUGCCACCAAGCCUCCUGUGAGCAGAAAGGUGGGUGAUGAAGACUGGGGCCAGCUGGUGCCCUCCAGCUGUGACUGGCGCAAAAUGAAGGGUGGCCUCUCGCCCGUCAGGGACCAGGGGAACUGCAGGUGCUGCUGGGCCAUGGCGGCCGCGGGCAAUCUGGAGGCCCUGUGGCAUAUCCACGGGUACAGCUCCGUGGAAGUCUCCGUGCAGGAACUGCUGGACUGCAGCCUCUGUGGGGAUGGCUGCAAAGGGGGCUACGUGUGGAACGCCUUCGCCACCAUCAUCAACGGCAGUGGCCUGGUCAGCGAGGACAAGUACCCAUUCCGGGGGGACUUCAAGCCCAACAGGUGCCAGGUCAACUCCAACAAGAAGGACAGGAAGCCCGUGGCCUGGAUCCAGGACUUCGCCAUGCUUCCGGAGAAUGAGGAUAAAAUUGCCGGGUACCUGGCCACCCACGGCCCCAUCACGGUGACCAUCAACAGUGUGCUCUUACAGCUCUACAAGGGGGGCGUGCUCAAGGCCACGCCUGCCACCUGCAACCCCCAGUUCCUGGACCACUCAGUUCUGCUGGUGGGCUUUGGCAGGGACCGAGGCCGCCGCUCUACCCCAUACUGGAUCCUCAAGAACUCCUGGGGGACCAUGUGGGGCGAGGAGGGCUACUUCCGGCUGCAGCGAGGGAACAACGCCUGCGGCAUCACGAAGUUCCCCAUCACCGCCAGGGUGGGGCAGGCGAAGAAGAAGCCCCCUGCCACCUGCCCCCCCUGACAGCGGGGCUCUCGUGCCCUGCCCCCAGACCUCCUGGUUGUCCCCCACCCCCACCCCCCAGCCGCAGCUUAAAUAAACUAAGACGGGCGCAGUCCUGAUCGGACUCGGUCGGGUGGGUCGGAU
Messenger RNA from Erinaceus europaeus (western European hedgehog), 1548 nucleotides. It is a transcript of the gene CTSW, whose product is annotated as cathepsin W. Gene Ontology annotation, cellular component: lysosome. Lineage: Eukaryota; Metazoa; Chordata; Mammalia; Eulipotyphla; Erinaceidae. The coding region runs from base 349 to 1425 and encodes 358 amino acids. Gene Ontology annotation, molecular function: cysteine-type endopeptidase activity. The record is from RefSeq and is a predicted model, not a curated record. The transcript is spliced from 10 exons.